Messenger RNA from Sorex fumeus (smoky shrew), 1226 nucleotides. RefSeq names its product proline rich and Gla domain 2 (gene PRRG2). Gene Ontology annotation, cellular component: extracellular region. Gene Ontology annotation, molecular function: calcium ion binding. NCBI's taxonomy places the organism in Eukaryota, Metazoa, Chordata, Mammalia, Eulipotyphla, Soricidae. Bases 124 to 726 code for a protein of 200 amino acids. The record is from RefSeq and is a predicted model, not a curated record. The transcript has 7 exons.
CUCUCCCGCCUUUCCCCUCCCCUCUUUCUGGCCCCACCCCUUCACAGAUGACCACAGUGCGCCCCCAAGACCCUGAUUAAAGUGGGGAAGAGAACAUCCGAGUCUGGGCUGUUUCCCCAGAAUAUGAGGGGCAACCCCUCUCUGCUGUUGCUGUAUGUGGGAUUGAUCACCUGUCUCUAUACCUCUCUUGAUGGGGAGCAAGACCACAGCCCGGACAUCUUCCUGGAUUCCCCAGAGGCCCAGAAUUUCCUGGGUCCCCUCAAGCGGGUUCCACGAGCCAACCACUGGGACUUGGAGCUCUUCACGCCUGGGAACCUAGAGCGGGAGUGCAUCGAGGAGAAGUGCUCCUUUGAGGAAGCAAGGGAAUACUUUGAGGACAAUACUCUGACCAAACGCUUUUGGGAGGGCUACAUCCAUAAUGGCAAAGGAGGGCGUGCACGAGUGGAUGUCGCCGGCCUGGCUGUGGGACUGACAUCCGGCAUUCUGCUCAUCAUCCUGGUGGGCCUCGGAGCCUUUUGGUAUCUGCACUGGAGAAAGCGUCGGGGUCCGCAGCACCCCUGUCCCCAAGAGACCGAGCUCAUCAGCCCCCUGAGCUCCUUGGGCUCACCGCCGCCCUUGCUGCCACCCCCACCUCCGGGUCUGCCCACCUACGAGCAGGCUCUAGCGGCCUCAGGGGUGCAUGACGCGCCUCCACCCCCCUACUCGAGCCUCAGGAGGUCUCGCUGAAGAUCUGUUUCGAAGCCCGGGUUCCCAGAAUUGUGCCCCAGAUUCGCACCGGAUUCCGGAAGCCCCCAGGCUUCAACUCUGGAGCUGAGCGUGGGGUGGGGCGGGAGUAGGGGUCGCCCAGCCCGAAGUCUGCGUUGGCACAUGUGCUAACACCGCAUACGGAUAAAAGCCGGUCCCCGUGGCCAGCGUGUCUCUCGCGGGCCCCUGUGUUCUUCAGACUGUCCCACUCCCAGGGAGUGCGUAACAACUCGGACCCAGGAGCACCGGGUCUGGGAAGACUAGCGCGUGAGCAGGUGUGACCGACCACUGCACACGGGGUUCCGGCUGUGCAUGGAAGGAUCGUCCUUCACGGGGUGCUCUGGGUGUGCACCCAGGGGCGUUUCAUGGUCUCGAGAUGAGGGGAGGGUGCUGUGUACCACACCACCCCCUGUAUGUGUGUGGAGGUGAGGUCUCCCCCGAAAUAGAAGCAUUUUGGAAAGAUACCCCCCCGCAAAAAAGUG